Messenger RNA from Dufourea novaeangliae, 1315 nucleotides. RefSeq lists its product as uncharacterized. The coding region runs from base 257 to 1291 and encodes 344 amino acids. NCBI's taxonomy places the organism in Eukaryota, Metazoa, Arthropoda, Insecta, Hymenoptera, Halictidae. The transcript has 4 exons. The record is from RefSeq and is a predicted model, not a curated record.
AUAUAUAUAUAUAUAUGUAUAUGUAUCUAUAUGUAUACAUCGAGUAAGAAGAACAAUUUUUGCUGCCUAAUCGCGUAAAUCGUAUCGACACGAUCAUUGUUUUCUACGAACGAUAUUCUCUCAACUCUUGGUAGACCGGGACAAUCGUCUUUUCGUGGAGUAAUAAUAAUCGACGUGUAACAAAGAGACUCGCCCGAGUAAUCGGAAAUCAGUGAGAAGUGAAGUCAGUGCAACCGCCGGCCCGCAACAGAGCAGGAUGGGUUGUGGUCAGAGCAAGAUUGGCAACAUCUAUCCGAAAAACAAGAAGAACAAGAACAACACCGGCAAGAAGAAUGGCGAUUCAGUGGGCUCCGCGUCCGUGGAACAUAAGAAUGGGAACGGCGGUGCCGCGAAGAACAACAAGACGAACAACAACGGGGUCGAGGUGAACCGAAACGAGGAGCAGAAUGGCGGGAACGGCGAUAAGAACAAGAAGAAGCCGAGCGCGCCUGGGAACGGUCCUCUGUUGCAACAAGCAGAGAUAUCCACCAGUCAGCUCGACUUCUUCAAGAUGCUUGAUGAGAAGAUCGAGAAUGGCCCGGACUACGACGAGAGUCUCGACACGACAGCCCGAGCUGAGCGUGUCACCAGUCUUCUCCGUCAAUGGGAGCUAGCGAGCGUAAGCUGGUCGAGCAUGACCGAUUUGAGCAACGCGUCGCCGACCGCUAUUAGGAGCACCCGUAAUUCAAUUUCGUACGCACCCCGGCAAAGUUUGACCGCGAAGGACCGCGAGGGAAUGCGAAACAUAAUUGGCGGUAGACCGGAGAGCGCCCCGAUCUACAUGAGAAACGCGAACAGGGUCGACGGUCUCCACGAGUCCCAUCAUUGUCCUUCGCCGAACAUGCCCAGACACGUGUUGGAGUCGAUCACCCAGAGUCCCACGCAGAGCUUGAAGAACGUGACACCGCCUGGUUCCUCGCCGACUGGCGGCGGUCUUCGUUAUCAGCAGGACAGCUACAAGGAGUGCAACGCGAAUCAACAACCGUCCGCCAAGUCCUCUGUCAUGAAAGUCCAUUACAACACCGGCCAGAGUCCCGUGAACGGGGAGUACGUGACGCAACAGGCGCUCUAUCGCGAACAGUAUUUGCAGCAGACCGGCAUAAUCACGGUACCAUCCCAGUACUCGGCCGGCUCCCCAGGCGGCAACGUGCUGCGGAACAAUCCGUACGUGCAACAAUACCAGAUCGCCACUCCACCGCAACAUUUCUCGACGCCGCGGAAACGCGGCUUCAACGCGGCGCAAAUGACGUGACCGGGAUGACCGUGCACCAUCAGA